UUUUGUAGGGCUAUUUUCUCAGUUAGUAUUUUUUGAAGUCGCUUUGGCCGGAAAGACAAUUUAAGAAGUACAAGUAAAUCUCUCUCUCUGUCUCUCCCAUUGAGCAAAUCUCUUGUUAUUCAAGUGACAGCGGCUAAUCAGCCGGUUCCACCCAUGAAGUGACGAUGCUCCUACUAGCGGCUCCACCCACUCGAAUGGUCUCAAAUGGUGACCUUGUUUGUGGGGGUUUAUUCGUUUUAGUUUUCAGUUUGGAUAUUCUCGGCUCUGCUUGUUGACGUUUUGUAGAUAAAAGCGCGUUCGACUGUUUGGACAUGGCAACCGAUUCUAGAAACAGAAGGAUUCCACUUGUAACAUUGUAACUUGAUCAUCUAUGAUGCUCAACCUUGAAUGCAACCUUGUUCGGAUGGAAGUUUUCAAGUAUUACCAUCAUCUGAUAGCUUGUCUGAACCAUCGUUUGCUGUAUACCCAAUGGACAAGCCCUUCCUCAAUACUGAUGUGUGCCAAUCCUCCAAUAAGCCUGUUGUUGCAUAUCCUGAGAGCAAUAGUAGAGCUAUACUUUCAGCAUUAAGAAAUCUUCAGGAGAAAAUUCGUAAGUUGGAGUUGGAGCGAGCACAGGCAGAGGAAAACUUAAAAUGGAUGGUCAGAGGAGCAGCUGAGAGUAAAAACAUCUUGGAUAAGAGCCAGCCAAAAGAAGGCAAUGCGAAAAUUGAAGUAGCACAACAUAGUCGAGCAGUGGCAGCACAAUUGUCAGCAGCAGAAUCUCAUUGUAACAUUCUGGAAAAGCAGCUGGAAUAUAUGAGAAAAAUGGUGCAGAAUGCUGAACUGGGGAGAGAAAUGGCCUUGCAAAGACAGAUGUCUUUGGAAAAGAAGAACUUGGAGCAAUCUGAUCUACAAUCAAAGCUUGAAAAACUUGACUUAAUCGAGCGAGAAUAUCUUAGACUAACAGCAACACAGUCUACAGCAGAGAAGAAAAUUUCUGAAUUGGAAGAGAAGUUACGAGAAGAAGAACAUCAACGAAAACUGAUACAGAAUAAAGCUGCACAGUUGCAGACUGGCCUGGAAAGAAACAGAAUUUUGUUACAAGCAGUGUCACCAAUGGUACCAAAGAUGAAGAGAGUAAGAAGCAAGAGGAAGCAGCAAGUCAAGAAACCUUGUACAAACCAUUCGCAUGUACAGCCUCAUUAUCGCUUCAACCUCGGUGAUAUACCAUUUGUUGCAGGAAAAUCUGUAAGUCCAAGCCAUUCAGUCCGUGCAAAUGUUCAGCAUGUCUUGCAUUUGUUGAAGCAACACAACAAGAUUUUGUGCAACGAUCAUGUUGUCAGUGACCAGUCAAUGGCCAGGAACAAAAUCUCACGAGAUUCCAAUAUAAUGGCUGGCAGUUCUUCUGGAUCUACCACUUCCUCCAGGUCACGUGAGGUGCUGUCUGAAUUACUGUUGACGCUACAAGAUGAGUUUGGACAAAUGAGCUUUGAGCACCAAGAACUGGUGAAUCAAAUUCGUGAAGCAAAUUCAAAUACAGUGAGAGAGGACUUGGAACAAGAAUUAGAAUCACUGAUGAAAAGAAUAGAAGCAAAAAGAGAUCAAAUUGGUCAAGUCCGUCAACACCAGGCAUCGCUUAAACUGCAGGAAACUAUGAGGAGGAAGCAUUACACCAGUGGAGGGUCAACUCAGAAAAAAGCUCAUAAGAAUUUAAAUGACGUGCAAGCCAGGGUAGCAACAACUAGAGGAAGUGAUACUGCUAUUCAAGUGCGACCAGGAACUAAAAGCAAAAAGAGCCUUUGUUUAUUAAGAGAUAUGCAGACCCUACAAACUACUCUUCAAAAAGAUGAUGUUUGUUGGAGCUAUUGAAGCGAUGUAUUUUUGAAACUUCAGUCUCCAAUAUGCUUAUGUCAUCCAAAUUGUUUUUCAAUUAUUCCUAUCUUUUUGAUCAGAUGUUAUGUGAAAAAUGGUGAAUGUCUGUUUGUGAAAUGGGAGCUUUUAAAUCUUGUUGGUGAACUACUACACUUCAAUGACUUGUCGUUGACUGUAAUAAUUACAUGACUUGUAACUUAUAGGUGUUGAGGUGCAUGUGUGUUCUUCAGUUGGGGAAAAAUUCAAACUCACUUGAUCUGAAAGUCUUUUUACUUUUACUGCUGCUCUAAUAGUUCACUUUAGUCUGCUGUGGUCACAGCAGCAGUUACUUUGAAGUUCAACAGUACUGCAUUACGAAGUUACAAAAUAAUCUAAAGGUUUGCAAAUUAAUGACCCCCAGAUUCAUAUCUCAGGGAAAAUUAUCUAGCAAUAUAUUCAAGGCAUGGAGUAGGUGACGAUUGUUUGUGUAAAUAACAUUUUUUAUUUGUCAACUUUAAUUGCAAAUGAUGGUUUGUGCACAUUUUAUACAUAACUGUUUUUAGUCUAUUUUUAAAGAUGAAUAGACCAUGAUGUUAUAUUUAUGCCCCUGAUCCUGGCAUUCAGCAGAAAGUACGCUUGAGAAAAAUUUAUUUCAAUAAAGAUUUUGCAUUUUUUUAGGUGACUGGCAAUCUGCACAAAGCUGUGUAUACUUGCACUUUAUUAUAAAUUAAUAUACAGAACA
This is a messenger RNA of Chiloscyllium plagiosum (whitespotted bambooshark), 2572 nucleotides long. RefSeq names its product centrosomal protein of 57 kDa. NCBI's taxonomy places the organism in Eukaryota, Metazoa, Chordata, Chondrichthyes, Orectolobiformes, Hemiscylliidae. Gene Ontology annotation, cellular component: centrosome. The record is from RefSeq and is a predicted model, not a curated record. Gene Ontology annotation, molecular function: microtubule binding; identical protein binding; gamma-tubulin binding.